Molecule: messenger RNA, 694 nt
Organism: Juglans microcarpa x Juglans regia
Lineage: Eukaryota; Viridiplantae; Streptophyta; Magnoliopsida; Fagales; Juglandaceae
Exons: 1
Coding region: 112-570 (152 amino acids)
Source: RefSeq, a predicted model, not a curated record
UUAUAUGUAUAUAAAUAUGUAUAUCAUAUAUAGCUCCUAGCCAAGCCGGGAUAUAUCCACAAUUCGUUCUUGAGAAUCAGUACUGUUAUUUUCUUACUUCUACAGCAAGCAAUGGUGUCGACUUCUAUUCUUUCUUCAUCUGUUCUCUCUUUUCACCCAUUUCCGGGUAGUAGCUCCAAACAUGGCCUCCAUGAUCCAAAGAGAGCAUCCAGAACUAGAAUUUUUGCUUCAAGAAAAGAAGCCCACGACCAAAACUACAGCAGCCGAAUGGUGGACGAAAACAUGAUUGUUCUUCGGAAGCGAAUCCACGAGAUGAAGAUGGUGGAGAGGAACCACGAGCCACCGUCGGAUUGGAUGGAUUGGGAGAAGCGAAUUUACACCAGCUACGAUUCGUUUAUAUGCGGAGUGAUGGGCUUCUUGCAAUCCCAGAUGAUGAAUAGCAGGCCAAGCUUGACUUUGGGAAUGUUGGUUUUAAUCAUUCUCAGUGUGCCAACUUCGGCAGCUGUGGUUUUCUUUCAUCUGAUGGAGAUUAUUCCCAAGGGUACCUUGGCUGGGAUUCACCACAUUUAGUAAUAAAUUAGCUAGUGUUGGAGUUAGUGCAUGCACCAGAAUUUAUAUAUUCUGUAUGCAUGUUAAUUUAAAUGUAUGAUCAUCAGACAACGUAGCAUAUAUCAUGCAUGAUUGAUUUGGUUAA